AUAAUCAAAGUUAAAUAUGGCCCCGGUAAACCGACUCCGUUCGUAUGGAAAUAAGAACACUUCUAUUCUUCAGAAAUCCCGUUCAGUAAGUGUUUUUAAUGAUUUAUUUGCUAAAAAUAUUCAAAGACGGUUAAAAAGAAAGCCAACAAGACAUGAAAAUAUUGUUCCUGAACUGCCACCAAGGACUACACCAGAAUUAACAGUUUUUGAAGACACUCUACAUGUAUCUACAGAAGACACAUUUGACAAGUUAAGGAGGGGACCAAUUUCUAAUAACGUUAAUAUAGUGGAUUCUUACCAUCGUAUCCAUUCAUCAGACAGUGACAUUUCAAAAUCUAAAAUUAAUAUCAGCACUAAUAUUGUUGAGCCUUCAAAAACAAAUAUAGUACAACGAAGAAAAAGGCCCAGGAAACAGAAACCUUUGUUGGUGGAUAAGACUGAGGAAAUUGCUCCAACAUUACCAGAUGAAACACCAGAGUCACAGAGAAUUGAGGAAAGUUUAGAAGUGGUAUGCGAAGCUAAAGACAAAAUGUUAAAUGUGACUCCGAUGUUUCCAAAACCUAAGAAGACUGAUAAAUCUGACAUAUUUAUAAGUAACAGUAGUUUCCAACCAAAGAUAUUCUCUAGCACUCCACUUAUAAAAAGGCCUAGCAAAUCACAAAGAUCUCUAAGGGGAAGGCCCACACAAUUAAAUGUAAACAAUAAACUUCUCCUAGAGGUGUCCUAUGGUGAAAUACAAAAAUGGGAUAUAAAACCACCAGAAAUUCAGUCAUUUGAUGUACAAAAAUCAGUUGUAUUUCCACAAAUUCCUAAUUCAGUUGAAAUUGUAGACUUUGAGUGUUCAUUUAAAGAGUUUUACAAAUCAGAAAUUAGUACAGAUAAAUUAAUUAAUGUAAGUAACAAAACCAACUCUCCAUGUUCUUUCAAUAAAUCUUUAAAUGUAUCAGAGAAAGUGAAGAGUCUAAAAAGUUAUAGUAAUCAAACCAAGAAAAACUCUAUUAAUAGCACAAUUAAUAGUGGAUAUGUACAUAAAAAAUAUAAGAAAAAUGUAAAAUUAAAGUCCCUGAUUGUUAAGUUACCCAAAAUAUGUAUAACUGAAGGCAAUAAUGAGCUUACUAGUAAAUUUGAAACGAGUACUAUGGAUUUAUCACAGUCACAGAUAAAUGAUCCUAUUGCAAUUACUCCAAACUGGAGAAAUAGCAUGCAAAUAUCCACAAAUGAAGUUGAGCAAAAGAAAACUGACAACUUUGCCACACUCUCUAUUGAUAUACAUAAGAAUAGUUUUGAGAAGACUUGUGCAUUGUUCCAUAAUGCCUUUAACAGAAACGCAGAAGAUUCAAAAUCAGAACAAAGUGCUAUAACUAAGAGAAAAUAUUCACGCAAUAAAUGCUCAAGUUCAUUACAAUUAGAUGAUGUUUCAAUCUGUGGGGACAAUAACAAUAAAGUUGCUAUUUUACAACCAUACAUAAAUCUGACAUUACAUAAUUUUCAAGACAAAUUUAAUUUUAGUAACGACAGUGUGUUGCAACAAUCAAAUGCACUCUCAUUGCUUGAUCUCAGUAAAUUUGAAUUAGAAAAGUGGAAUGUUCGACAACCGAUUAUAAAUUUGACUUCAAAUAAUUUUGAUCACUUCUAUAAAAACAACAUAAUAUCUAAUAUAGAUUCUAUAAAUAAAACAUGUAAUCAGCCAGUCAUAAACUUAACAAUACACAAUUAUGAACAUCUCUUACAACAAAAUUAUGAAAUAUCACAUGAUGAUGAAGAAGAAAUGGUCACCAAAGAAAAAUAUACUAAUGCUGGUAGCAUUACCAUAAGUUCAGAAGAGUGUAGUAUUAUAAAUGUUUUAAACACCCCUCAAACAAGAAGUAAAACAAGGAUACAAAGACAAACUGUAGAUAAUUAUAAUUCCUCCACAGAAGAAUCAAGAAAAUUACUACAACCGAAAUGGGCAGGGGAUGAUAGUAAUUCCACUGAAGAAGAAUCAAUAAGAACAAGAAACCAAAAACAAGAAAGAAAUUAUAAUAAUUCAUUUACAGAAGAAUCAAGAAAAUCGCAAAGAACAGUAGAUGACCAUAGUUCUUCUAUAGAGGAAUCAAAAAUAGAAUUUGAAGCUAUUGAUAAGAGUAUAAUUAAAAAUACUUCGUCUCAACUUCACAAACGACGUAGGCGUUGUUUCCAGCCAAUACCAACUCCACGUCAGUCACGUAUAUCUAAGAAAAUCUUUAAUCAAGACAAAUCAAAUCAUUCUUUAACUGAUUGUCCACCCGAGUUUGAAAAUGAUUCUUCUGACAAGGAGAACAUUUCGUGCCAUGCGAUAAAUAAAAACAAACUUGAAAGUGCCGGAUCAUUUUCAAAAUUAAAUGGUCAAGGUGAGUUAGAAAGUAAAUCUAUUCAAAAACUUGCCGAAAAGGAUAAUGAAAAAGAAAAUAGAAUAUUAACCGACAGCACUAUAAGGCAUUCUUCAGUUGCUAAUGAAAAGGAAGUUAGCGUGGAUGAGGAUUGUUUUGUGAUUCCAAAGAGUACUUUGACUAAAGUUUGCCCCCUGAAAGCGGGAAAGUCGUGGAGAAGAUCCUACAGUCAAUAUAAGCGAAGCAGCACCUUAUUUACCAAUGAGUCAAAGCCGAAAAUCUCGAUGUUUGAACCCACCAGGUCAACACAAAACGCUAACAAUGUGUCAUCAACGUGUCGCUUCUCUAUCAGAGUGAUACCCAUAUCCGUUAAACUUUCCAGACGGACAUCGAUUUUGGAAUCUUAUGCUCACACAAGUAUCAUCGAGGAGCGCUUGGAAAACGGUGUCAGGAAUUUGUCGAUAAAUCCGAGGAAGUCGCAAUUGCCGAGAUCGCUGUCUGUCGUCACCGCCAGGGAGGUCGUAUUACGAAGAUGCGGACAAACGGAACCAUUACCAUUCGAAACAUGUUAUCCCAACAGUAUCCUACAGAAUUGUCAGAAGAUCGGAGAGGGCGUUUAUGGCGAAGUGUUUCUGUACAAGAACACAAAUGGAGGCACUUCGGUGAUGAAAGUCAUUCCUAUAGAAGGCGACCUAAUAGUUAACGAUGAAAGACAGAAAAAAUUUGAGGAGAUAAUAUCUGAAAUUGUAAUUUCUAUGGAGUUAAGCGGUUUGCGUCAUAAUAAAAAGAACAAUACUAAUGGAUUUGCUGAAGUACAGAAAGUGAGAUGCGUUCGUGGACGCUAUCCUGAACGUUUGCUGGACUUGUGGAGCCUGUAUGAAGAAACCAGAGGUUCUGAAAAUGAUUCCCCAGAGAUUUUUGGGGAGGAUCAGCUAUACAUUGUCCUCGAACUAGCUAACGCGGGAAAAGAUUUGGAGGCUUACAUCUUUAAUAACGCCCAACAGGCUUACUCCAUGUUUAAACAGGUCGCAUAUACUCUUGCGGUAGCUGAGAACGAGUUAAAAUUCGAGCACCGAGACUUGCAUUGGGGUAACGUGUUGUUAUCCACUGUGGACCGGCGUGAGAAACAAAUUUUUAAGCUGGAUGGUCACAAUUACGAAGUAAAUACAUACGGGGUUUCCGUGGCCAUAAUCGAUUUUACUUUAUCGCGCAUCGAACACGACGGAUGCGUCAUUUUCAACGAUCUUAGUCUUGAUCCGGAUCUAUUUACUGCCGAGGGGGACUAUCAAUUUGAAAUAUAUAGACAAAUGCAAAAGAAAAAUGGCAACCAGUGGCAUCAUUUUGAGCCUUACACAAAUUUAUUGUGGUUACAUUAUAUCCUGGACAAGGCCGUAACCAUAUUACGUUACAAGAACAAAACGUCUAAGCUGCACAAACAAUAUAUUACCAAAAUGUGUUCUAUAAAAAAUGAUAUUUUAAACUACAACAGCGUUAAAAAUUUUGUCCUGGACAUGAAAUUAUAGUACAACCAAUAAAAUAUAUAUUUACGACACGCUGCUGGCGAAUUUUAACAGUUUUUUAAAUAUAUUUGAAUGUUUUACAUAGUUUUAUAUUUAUUGAAUAUAAAUCUUUAAUUUC
Messenger RNA from Aethina tumida (small hive beetle), 3986 nucleotides. RefSeq lists its product as uncharacterized. Bases 17 to 3871 code for a protein of 1284 amino acids. The transcript is spliced from 7 exons. Gene Ontology annotation, biological process: mitotic cell cycle; intracellular signal transduction; protein phosphorylation. The record is from RefSeq and is a predicted model, not a curated record. Lineage: Eukaryota; Metazoa; Arthropoda; Insecta; Coleoptera; Nitidulidae. Gene Ontology annotation, cellular component: nucleus; cytoplasm. Gene Ontology annotation, molecular function: ATP binding; histone H3T3 kinase activity.